This is a messenger RNA of Laetiporus sulphureus 93-53, 3053 nucleotides long. RefSeq lists its product as uncharacterized. The coding region runs from base 1 to 2727 and encodes 908 amino acids. The transcript is spliced from 10 exons. NCBI's taxonomy places the organism in Eukaryota, Fungi, Basidiomycota, Agaricomycetes, Polyporales, Laetiporaceae. The record is from RefSeq and is a predicted model, not a curated record.
AUGGACCAGUGGCCUGCAGAUCUUAGGGCGACAAGGAGCAAUACCGCGGGCAGGGGCAAGGACGAGGGCGAGGACAACAGCGAAGUCGCAACGUGGACAUACCCACAGCUCGAGCACGGCGCACUGGCCGCAGCGACUCUGCACCAGCAAGGGCAUCGUCUCGAAUGGACGUUCCUUUCUGGUCGUGACAUAGGACGGAGGCUACUCUCGAGAUGUGACAGUGUAGAGGUCUUUCCUCAGACCCGCCGCGCCGACGCAUACACAUCCCACGCAGUAUUGCGGCAACAAGGAGCAAAAUUCAUUCACACCCACUAUCUGGACGUUGGCAAUUCUUCCAAGAUGAUCAGGGAGCAAAUAGCAGAGAAUGCCUCGACGCUACGAGACCUUGAGCAAUUUUAUCCCUAUGAGGGUAGCAUAAUAGAGGCAUUCUCUUCGGCAUGUGGCAAUGACGACGACCGCAUGUUUCUUACCUUUCCAAUGGGCGAAUCUUUCCGCGAAUUGAAUAUCUCUCCCGUCGAGUUCUCAAAUAGUGAAGGCAUUAAAUUGAUUGGCACCCCAGAACCUGCCUGGACAUUUCAUGCACCGAUCUACCAGAUUGCCGCUCCUUCAAUCGUCGCCGGCGGACGAACGGUAUCGACAAUAUUGGCCGUCAGAACCUGGGAUUCAGCUAAUCUGUUGAUCAUCGAACCACCAUCGACUCGACGCCCAUUCGAACUUCGUCAACUUGUUUCCUAUUCCCGAUCAGACGUGGAAGAUAGGUGUAUAGUCGACAUGAUGCCUAUACCUGGUUCGCUUGCAAUGUUGGUGAAUGACAAAGGCACCGUUUUUAAAUGUGUUCUUCGGGAUGACGCCGAAGCACUGCUGUUACCACAACCUCGGAUACUUCCCUCAGACAGUCUCGAUGACAAUAUGUGGAGAUUAGCACCGUGGAAUAACGAGGAAUCCUGUGUACUGAUGUCAGGACGUGCCAUACACCAUCUUGACUUACGGACGCAGGGUACUCAUCUCGAAUUGUACCAUACACGGCGGCCUUCGGAAUUGCUGACAGCAAUCGAGCACUUUCAAGAAGACCGGAUGAUCCGUCUCGUUUCUACGAACGAGAUCAUGUGGAUUGAUCAACGAAAUACGAAGCGCCCUGUGCUUGGUAUCAAACACGGGCGAGAAUCAGAAAGAACGCUGCGACCACAAACACAGAAUGUCGGAGGGGUACCCAUCACGUUUCUUACCUCUCGCCAAAACGGCCUCGUAACUGUCUAUGAUGUUUCUCGUUCAACUGACAACUUGGUUCACCUUCAUGCUCCUGCAUAUCCAUUACCGUCCAUGCAUACCCUUGGUCGCCGAAACCUUGGCCACAGCUUCCUCCACCAUCCAUCAGAUGACAAUGAAGAGAACGUCAGCAUUUUGCGGCUCACCGAUGUGGGAAGUAUACAACUGCUUGAGCUAAAUAUGGCCAAGGGUGGUGUAAGCCGUGACGCUGCGCGUUUGCCUCGCCAAUCGCCUGAACGAUCUGCUGAUUUUAACGCCUUGAGAGCGCGAAUGAGGGAUUCUUUACCUAAGCUAGGCCCCUUGGACUGGCGCAUGUUCAUUCAAAAAGACCUACAGAUCGUCUAUAAUAGGCUACUUUGCGCAAGGGAUGAUGCAUCCUCAUCAAGGAAUGCAGAUGCCGUAUUCGAGCUUCUAAAGAAGAUGUCGUCCUUUUGGCAGGAUGAAGACAUACCCAUCGAAUACACCUUGACAACCCAUGACAUUGCAUUCCGAUCAGGCGCUCGACCGAUUGAUGCGUCCAGGGAUGAUAUCUUCGCUGGAAACUCUCUCAACUCGAAAAGCGGUUUUCGUGCUCUAGUUGAAGACCACAUACCUGUCAACAUUUUGGCCAGCCGAGUGUCGUGGCACCUCAAUAUCGUCGAGUUUCUGCGAUCCUUCAUUCCUGACCUUCUGGACAAUCACGAUGCUACGCUGGAGAGUCUCGGUCGAUACGAUCUUUUAUCCGAGGGGGACAGGCCUGCAGAACCAUUAUAUAGGGAGCUAGAAGCCCGUGAACAGCUCCUGGUGGAUCUGUCAUUAUCAUCGGAUGUUUUCGCGCCAUGGUCGUUCGGAAGACCAGUGAAAACCAAUACCAACAGCUCCCCAAAAACUAUGCCGCGUGCUGCAGAAGCCAUGGCGGUUGUAGGGAGUGAACCCCCUCCCGUGCAUUUUGGGUUCCUGCAUCCUGUACCACAGGGGUCCGUCGACUCUCGCAAGACAGAGCGUAAACCGAGCCAACAGGUAUCGGAGAGCUUCACACCGCUUGGGGUCCGCCUUCUCCUUCAGGAAUGGGAAGUCGGCACGGAUCCUCAAGCCUACCACUACGAGGAUCCGUAUGGUGUCGUUUUGCCAAAGGCGCCGUCUGACUCGGAGCCAUCCAGAGUACGCCGAGCUGACACACCAGCUCUCGAAACCGCUGCGAUAUCUCAAAGGCCUCCAACGAUUGUGUCAGCAGCCGCCCCUGCUCCACCUCCUAUCGCCACAACCUGCCCUGCUGCACGGCGCGGUAUAGUUGCUACUAUUCCAGCCGUCGAGGUUGAGGGGAGAUCAAUUGUGGACAGCCGCAGCCAGCCCACAGAGAGUGCGAGGCUCGCAGGUGCUUCGUCGCGAAUUCCUAUGGCCAGUACUCAAGUGCUUCCUGGCCGUCAUGGCGGCAGACCUGCUCCGGCGAAGAAGCCUGCUAAGAGGGUCAGCGGUUUUUAAUUAGAAUGUAUUACAUAUGUGCGUCUUGUUUUCCUGUCAUUCUCUCCAUGUAGUCCUCAAUUGCCCCACCAUUCCAGUCGUUGGACAUUUGUGCAGUUCAUAAUUUGUGCGCUUGCGAGGGGGGUCCCUUUACGUUGCCUGCUAUGAUCUGUCUCACUGGCUAUUCCUUGCCUCCUCCAUGCUGUAUCCUGGCGACUUCCUUGAAAAAUGCAGCCUCCGGCGAAGGAGGGGGGUCAAGCGAACUUCGCAUCACAUCCUCCACAUGACAUGGUUCUGGGUCUGAUUGAGCUAUCUGUUCUCAGGGAUUCCUGCUUGUUAGGCCAAUA